This is a messenger RNA of Cyprinus carpio (common carp), 6001 nucleotides long. Its product is annotated as sperm-associated antigen 17-like. Gene Ontology annotation, cellular component: axonemal central apparatus. Bases 169 to 5328 code for a protein of 1719 amino acids. NCBI's taxonomy places the organism in Eukaryota, Metazoa, Chordata, Actinopteri, Cypriniformes, Cyprinidae. The record is from RefSeq and is a predicted model, not a curated record. Gene Ontology annotation, biological process: axonemal central apparatus assembly; epithelial cilium movement involved in extracellular fluid movement. The transcript is spliced from 40 exons.
UACCACGACGCUGCUUUAGGAAACUUUGAUCAGACGCGCAAACUUUUGUUAGAGUUUACGCUUUAAAAUAAAAGAACAGUAAAUAAACAACAACUUAAUGAUAGUAUUUAAUACAAGCGACGUCACACUGACAGUGAAAUUAGUGAGUUUAAUGAAAUUAGAGUGAAUAUGCCUCCCAAACGGAAUAAAAGUGUUACUCCAUCUGGGGCAACUCCAACCGGGGCAGCUGCUGCUAAUAAAAACUGGGAAACAGCUCUUACUGCUGCUGUAUUUGAAGAGAAUGACUGGAGGGCCAGUGUGUCUAUGGUGCAGGCAGAGAGAGCAGAGGACGAAAAGCUCAUCAGUGCCCUCCUGCAGGCGGUCCAGCAGCCCCUGCGCAAACUCUUCAGCGUGCUGUCCUGGGAGGACACUCUGGAAAAGAUCGAUGAACUGGGAAACCCAAAGACCAGAAAGAUCAAAGAUGUUCCCAUGUUUUGUGAGGUGACUGAAGUUGCAAAGUCUAUAAUGGAUGUUGGAGAGGAAAUUACUGUGGACCUGAUAGCAAAAUUAAUAAAGUUUCAGCUUCUGACCAUCAAAAACAAUGACAUUGCAAGGAGGGCUGCUGAGCACAAGGCUGUAGAGGAUAAUGCCCAUGUUAAAGCGGGACUGAAUUCUGCUGGCAAGGACCAGGGGGGUAAAGGAGCAGCAAAGGGGAAGAAAGCUGCUGAGCUUCCAGUUCCAACCAAAGACACCAAACUAAAACGUAGAGGGGAAGAGGAAAAUACAAUCAAAUACAUAGAUGAUGAGCCUGAUGAUGGGCCGCAGCACUACAUCCUGAUUUUGGGGUUCUGCCAGCCUCAUUUAAUCUCUGCGUUGGACUCUCUGGGUAUCCACGUGUCCAAUAUCAUUAAAUUGGGCUUAGAGAGAAAGGUGCAUUUAGAAGCUCCAGAGGAAACAGUGGCAGAGGAGAAUCACCAAUUGCUCGCAGAUCAAGAAGUUGAGACUCUGAAACAACAGAGGCAGCGGGAGCUAGAUGUGUUCUGGAAGCAUCUGGAUCAAGUCUUGAACAGUGGGAAUAUGGGAUCCAGACUCAGUGAUGUUGCCAGGUUGAACUAUAGCGUGAAGAUCCAUUUGCUGCCCCAGGACGAAUGCAACACUGAAGCUAUGCUAGCAUUUGGAGCUGCUAUAUUUGAGGGGGUGGCAUGUCUGGUGUAUGACAGCCUGGACUGGAGGAGACAGUACAGCCAUUAUCUCAACUGCACGAGGUUGAUCCAGGUGCCCGAGGCCAGCAGAUCCAUCCAGCAGUCCCGACCACUGAGCUCCACUGAGUUUCUACAAACCCCGAGGAAGAAAGGAGUGUCAGAGGAAGACCAUGGUGAGCCUGAGUCUCCUGUUCUGAGCACAGAGGUUGAUAUGAGAUACUACUGUGAUUUACUGGACAGGAUUCCUACUGAAAUCACAUCUGUACCUCUUAUAUUGCAUUGCAUGCUUGAACAGGUGGUGGCUUCAGAACAGGAAGGAUCCGUUGAUUCAGAGGAGUGCUUUGACAAAACAGAUCAAGAUCUAAUCAGUUAUAUGCUCUCAUCUGUCCUGAGCCUGCCACAGGAUGAAGAAGACAAGAAGGAACUGAUGGAGGAUCUUGGGAUGCAGAACAGCCCAAAUACUGAUCAAAAACACCCGCUCCUGCUCAAUCACCAUGAUGAGAGAGCGAGGAGACUCCAUCAGCUUCCUGUCCUAGAUGGUUUUGAUGUCAUCAAAAUUGAAGCGGACAUUAUGAAACGAAGCCAUGUGUGGACCAACCUGAUGUCCAGACACACUGAAAGUGCCAUUGAUAGACUGACUAGAUCACAGGAGCUACUGCACUUCUGCACUGACGAGUCAAUGAGCUGGUCUGAGCUACAGAGGCUUCUCCAGCUGUUUGUGUUUGAGAGUAUGCCGUUGACUACAGUGGACGAGAACAGCUGUAUUAAAGGAUCUCAAUCAGAUCCUCCAAACCCUACACCAUGGGACAACCCUGUUGAAUUCACCAAACACCUGUACUGGAGCAACAGCGGGAUACCAGGAUCAGCAGAAAGCAAUACUGGGACUGAUGAACAAAUGCAGGUUAAUGAAGUGACUAUAACAGAUCUCCAGAAGACACUGAUUCAUCAGCUGGAAAACUGGAACUUUGUAGAGAAGCACAGUGCUUAUGUUUUCCCGCAGGUCAUCCAGUCUGCCUCUGAGACUUUCAGAUGUGUGGACACAUUUCACUCUAGCAGAGACAAUGCGAUAUAUGUUGUCUGCCACAAUCCCAUGACCCCUCAGAGGAGUUGCAAAGAAUACUGGGAUGCAUCACUUCAUACAGAUGUGGGCUUCAGAAACUACUUGGAAUAUGUGGCACACUCAAUCAGUGAAUGGACCAGGCAGGAAGAGGAAAAAUGGCAGAUGGAGCAGAAGAAGAAAGAGGCGGAAAGAAAUCCUAUUCAAACCCCUUCAGAGACCGACAGGAAGAGAGACUGUGCAGUGAAGUCCCCAAUCUCAGACACAUUAGAACCAUACAUAAGAGAGGACUCUCUCAAAGCAUGGAAGAUCGAGCAGGAUAGAUUAAAGGAGGAGGAGCAAUCCAAAAAGACAAAGAAAGAAAAAGGAGGAAAAGCAACACCGAAAGUAGGAGAGAGAAUGGACUCAGUAAAGGAAAACAAGAAGACUCCGCUGUCCUCAAGAAAGAGUAGAGAUAACAUGUCCAAAACACCCAGCUCGGCCACACUACCUAGAGACAAGACCAGAGACUUUCCAGAAACGCCUCAAGAACCAGCAAAUGAGAGAAGAACAAAUGUUUUCACAGGCUACAGUUUGAAUGGAAAACUGGUGCAGGUCACUGGCAAAGUUCAGUCUCUCUAUCCCUGUGAUGAAGGACAAAUUGAUGUGGAGAGUUUUCACUUCACACAAGGGUUGACACAAGUGAAAGUAUGUGUGAAGAAGGAUGGCCAUCACUUCUACACACACAUUUCAGAUAGAAAAAAAGAAGACAAACUAAAGGAUAUUGAUAUGUUCAGUAGACAAGCUGCUAAUGGAGUCAAGCCAGAUUGUGAGAUCGAGAAAUUUGGCUCUUUUCAUGCUGUACUGUCCAAUGGCAUUCAGCUGUCCUGCAGUCAGAGCAAACCUAAUAAAACAAGAGGUCAGACUGUCCAACCCACUGUGCCCAGUGCCAUCUGUACAGACCAGCGACUACAGGAACAGGUGCCUGAGGUACACUGUGAGUCCGGAGACAACUCCUCUCUUCCACCGUUCCUCAAUCUGUAUGUAUCUCUUCCCAAUGGACUCAUCCUGCACUUUGAUUGUGAGGACUCAGCAGAUGGGGAAUCUUAUGUCCGAUCUCUGCUGAUACGACAGAGAUUUUAUAAUGCAGGGUCUAGAUCAGAUCUGACCCCAAACUUCAGCAUACACACUGAGGUCUCCAGGGUCAUCACCGGCAGAGGAACUGUCAUCAAACACAAGAAAGAUGGUUCUACUGAGGUCCUAUUUGCAGAUGGUACAGUCAGUACGAGUCCAGACUCUGGACCAGUGUGUGUGCUGGUUCCACACAUACUCUUAAAAGAGGAAGAGCCCAUUAAAGAGAUGAUAGUGGACACCAAAGACACUAAAGACAAGAAAGGCAAGGCUGAUUCUAAAGUAAAUACAGAGGUUGAGCAACAAAAGUCCAUAGAAAAUGAAAAACCAAAAUACUAUCUCGAGGUUAAUGGAGGCUCUUGGACCACCACAACCUCCUCUGGCUUCAGAGUCGCCUCUGUGGCCGGGAAGGAAGUUGAAGUGCAGCCGAUACUGGCCUAUCAUGCUACAGACCCCUUCAGUGGGACAGCUGUGGUCACAAGAGAGGACAAAGUGCUGUCUGUGCUGAAGAAAGAUGGAGCAAUGAUAGUGGAUCAUGCUGAUGGAACGCGUAUUAGCACCUUCUACCAGCAGGGAGAGCAACAACAACAUCUGAGCUCAGGAGAGAAACUGGUUAGGGUGGAAAAAGCUGAAUUUGCAACUGUGAUAAUGGACUAUGAGGGAAGAAUGUGUGAUGUUAUUUACGGGGAUGGCACUUCCAUCAGCGCAACUGCUCAUGGAUCAUAUAAAAUUUAUCCUCACGGUGGAGGUGUCCUCCAUAUUGAUAAGGAUGGUGGGGCAGUGUACACAUCUCACCAGUCUCAACAGAGAUCAGAGAAGGACCCACUAGGCCAAUAUGUGAUGAACCACAGAGAUGUCCUAUGUCAUGUGAUGGACCCCGAGGGGAACCACUUUCAAGUUAAUGCAGAUGGUCAGAUCACUGUCAUGGCUAAUGAAUCAGAAUUGAAAGAGCCAGAGGCAGAAACAGAGCUUCAGCAGAACGCUGGCUUUAAAACACACCCACCCAGGUUGUUUGUGGUACACGAGGACUGUUCAGCCUCAGAGCUGCUGAGAGCUCAAGAUGUUGAAGAUCUCCUACAGAAGGCUUACUGUGACUCUUCUGUCGCCGUUCUCACUGACCCACUGCCAGACUCAAAACAAUCAUUUGGCAUCACUCUGCUAAGGCCCUGCCCAGACAUCAACUCUCAUUGGCUCUCAUCCAAGCAAGAUGAUGACAUCAUUCCCACACACCUCAAAUCCAGGAAAUGGGAGUCAUUCCCUGCAUCUGAGAAGAGGACUCCAGGCCCCCCUUUUGGUACCACCCUUGGUUGUUGUCUUGAGUUAAAGGAGAAACCACCAAAGUCAAGUUCCAUCCGCACCAAACCGGUUUUGGAGUGCCCUAGCGUGCUGCUGGUGCGUCAGAUGACCCAGCAUCCACCUGUCACCGAAGCAUUGCGCAGGAAACUGCAAGACAAAGUCAAGGCGUAUUUGGAGCAGCUGCUACAGAGAGAGAAUCAAUGGGAGAAGAUGCAGUUGAAGGACCCGCGUACAGCAGAGGAGAAAGUUCAUCAGAAUGAUCUUCUGCAGCUUGUACUGUCCCUGCCUGAUGCUGUAGAUCCUUCAGUAGCAAUGGAGAUAAGGUCAGCUGAUGUGGUGUCUCUCUAUACUGAAGCAGUGCGAGCAGCUCAACAUCCCCACAAGCUCCAGGAAAAAACAGAAGAGAAAAUUACCAAAAGUGUCAAAAAAAAGAAGCAAAAGUCACUGUGGGAAAACAGGAUUAACCAGCACAGGCAAGAACUCCAGGAGCAGAGAAGACACAGAAAUGCACUCAGACACCAUAUUGUUACUCCAUACUUUCACCCUGAGCUGAAGGAAAUGUCACUCUUUACGAAUGAGGAUCUAAACCUGAGCUCACUCACCCUGGAUCUUCCACCCUUCCCCAAAAUGCAGCGCUUCUCCACGGACUCCUCAUCUGGCAGAAGUAGUUCCUGUGAGGUUUAAAGAAUAACAAUAAUAUUUAAGUAAAUCUUUAAUAGAAAUAUUUCAGAAUUGAGCUUUGGGUACUUUAGCUGAUUCUACAAUUACAAAUGCAUUUAAAACUUGUGAAAGCUUUGCCAAGGAAUCUGUCCUUAUUCAACAUUUUCUGGAAAUGUUUCACUCCAAAAAAUAGUGCAAAAAAUUGUGAAGCCUUCAAAUUGCCUCUUUUUUUUUUGCAUACAUUUUUGUAUAGAUAUUGUUAAAUCUCAUACAAAUUUUGAAUCCACUCAAUAAAAAAAUAUAGAUAAAUAUUUCCCUCAAAAUAUAUGAAACUGCAAUUGUUUAAUGCCAAAUGCAACAUGAUUACUAAACCUAUUGCCCUCAACAAUAGCUAUUCUUAGGCAUUCACAGAAUUUUAUUACAAUAAUGGAAGCAGGUCUGCCAAGAUUAGAAUAAUUAAGGCAUCUUAAGGAAGAACCCUAGGGAGAAUUAAUAAUGAAAGUUAAAACCUUCACUUUUAAAUAUUCUUGAAAAAAUGGGUGUGGAUGGAUAUGCUUAGUUAGUUACACGUGGUAAUGAAUGAUUCAGGAGAUGUCAAAUAAAAACCGCACUUGCUGUUUUUUGUGAACCAGUUUGUGUGCUUACAAAGAUAUGCUUAUUUUAAAAUUGCAAUUAAAACCACAAAUUGUUAAAAUCA